AUGGAUGUCAUUGGACCAAUUGAGCCAAAAGCUUCUAAUGGACAUCGAUUUACUUUGGUCGCAAUUGAUUACUUUACUAAAUGGGUGGAGGCAAUCACUAAGAAGGCAGUAGUGGAUUUUGUCCAUUCAAACAUCAUUUAUCGUUUUGGUAUCCCAAGAACUCUCAUCACAGAUAAUGUUGCAAACCUUAAUAACAAUUUGAUGAAGGAGGUAUGUGAGCAGUUCAAAAUUGUGCAUCACAAUUCUACUCCAUACCGACCAAAGGCCAACGGAGCUGUGGAGGCGGCCAACAAGAAUAUCAAAAAAUUCUCAGGAAAAUGGACUGAGGCUGUGAUACCAGCGGAAGUCGAAAUUCCAUCUCUUCGAAUUAUUGUCGAGGCUGAAAUUGAAGAUACUGAAUGGGUCAAAACUCGACUAGAGCAGCUCACAUUAAUAGAUGAGAAACGAUUGACGGCCAUCUGUUUUGGUCAGCUUUAUCAACAAAGGAUGGCUAGUGCAUAUAACAAAAAAGUGCACCCAAGACACUUUGAAGUAGGUCAAUUGGUCUUAAAGCGCAUUCUCCCGCACCAAGAAGAGGCCAAGGGAAAGUUUGCCCCAAAUUGGCAAGGUCCAUAUCUUAUCAAGGAAGUGUUGUCCAAAGGAGCCUUGCACCUUACUGAUGUGGAGGGAAAAAUCACAGGUAUAACUGUUAAUGCGGACGCAAUCAAAAGAUUCUACAUCUAA
Solanum tuberosum (potato) is the source of this 723-nucleotide messenger RNA. RefSeq lists its product as uncharacterized. NCBI's taxonomy places the organism in Eukaryota, Viridiplantae, Streptophyta, Magnoliopsida, Solanales, Solanaceae. The transcript is spliced from 2 exons. Bases 1 to 723 code for a protein of 240 amino acids. The record is from RefSeq and is a predicted model, not a curated record. Gene Ontology annotation, biological process: DNA integration. Gene Ontology annotation, molecular function: nucleic acid binding.